CAAAAAGAUCGAACCAGACUCAUUUGUAGCUUGAUCAUGGCUCCACCACCGAUGAUGACGAAUGGUGUCAAUGGAACAACACUGGGGAUGCCACGUCGGAAGAGAAUGAUUAUGCACAUGACAUUCUAUUGGGGAAAAGACGCUUUGAUCCUUUUCAAAGGGUGGCCAGGGCCAAAUAACAUAGGCAUGUAUGCAUUGGCUUUGAUAUUCGUGUUUUUUAUGGCUCUUUUAGUGGAAUGGCUUGCUGAUGCCAUGUCAAGGAUGAAAUCCGAAGGUGCGGCGUCUGGAUUGGCUCAGACGAUGUUGUAUGGCUUACGUGUCGGGAUUGGAAACAUGGUGAUGUUGGCUUUGAUGUCAUUUAAUGUUGGAGUUUUUUUGGUGGCUGUAUUGGGACAUACAUUAGGGUUCUUUUUCUUUCGGGUGAUAAUCAGAUCCAGAGAGGAGAGAGAUGUGAUUUCGAAUAGUUGUUAAGGUGAAUUUUUUUUUUUUUAAUUUUUUAAUUAUUUCAAUAAUAUUGAAUUGUGAUCAAUAAAAAUUUGUCGAAUGUAAGUUGGUUUAGCCAGAAGACGCAGAACGGCAGAAAGUUUAGGCGUUUUUACACGAAUCGCUCAACAUGAAAUGCAUCUUAGGGAGUUUGCCCAAAAAGGAGCCUGGCCCAAGAAGGACCCGUCAAAAAGCCCACCAAGACCAGCCAUUGGCCUAGUAAUUUGCAUGAAAAUAUUCAAGCCCAUGACCAAAAAUAGCUUCUAUCUAUAGAUGUUAUUAUGUUAAAAAGGUCACAUUUUCAUGGGACACAAGGUUUUUAUUCAUAAGGAAUUUGUUGUUAGACCAUUUAGAAAAGGUUUUUUUUUUUUAUUUCUUGUAUAUGAUCGCGUCAAAAUCAUAUGAAAGAAAUACCCCUGCUACCCUUUCAGUGAUCGCUUUAUAUUUAGUCAUAAAUGUCUUCUACCUCAUCUUCUUCUUUCUGUUUUAUAGGUUAUUCUCUAAGAAAAUCACACCA
Lactuca sativa (garden lettuce) is the source of this 1000-nucleotide messenger RNA. Its product is annotated as copper transporter 1. Gene Ontology annotation, biological process: copper ion transmembrane transport. Gene Ontology annotation, molecular function: copper ion transmembrane transporter activity. Gene Ontology annotation, cellular component: plasma membrane. The record is from RefSeq and is a predicted model, not a curated record. NCBI's taxonomy places the organism in Eukaryota, Viridiplantae, Streptophyta, Magnoliopsida, Asterales, Asteraceae.